AUCAAAAGAAACCCUUCAAAAUCAAACUCCAAAAGCGAGAGCUUUUUCGUCCUCUUUCUUCUCCGAUUCAUCGCCGGGCGAUGUCAGGGACGUGGCAAAGGUGGCAAGGGUCUCGGCAAAGGCGGAGCCAAGCGCCAUCGCAAGGUCCUCCGGGAUAACAUCCAAGGCAUCACCAAGCCGGCAAUUCGUCGUCUUGCUCGCCGAGGAGGUGUUAAACGAAUCAGUGGUUUGAUCUAUGAGGAAACGCGAGGAGUUCUGAAGAUUUUUCUUGAAAACGUUAUACGUGAUGCCGUGACCUACACGGAACACGCGAGGAGGAAGACGGUGACCGCGAUGGAUGUCGUCUACGCGCUCAAGCGUCAGGGAAGGACCCUUUAUGGUUUUGGCGGCUAAGCGUCGCCGCCACCGCCGUUGAUGAUGUGCUUGAGGUUAGGGUUAGGGUUAGGGUUUCGGUGGUGCCUUUUUGUGGUUUUCAAUGUAAAUCUUUGGAAUCGUGUGCUGGAAUCGAAAUGGAAAUGAAAUUCAUUUUCCGCUCUUCUUUA
Molecule: messenger RNA, 542 nt
Organism: Dioscorea cayenensis subsp. rotundata (Guinea yam)
Lineage: Eukaryota; Viridiplantae; Streptophyta; Magnoliopsida; Dioscoreales; Dioscoreaceae
Product: histone H4-like
Exons: 1
Biological process (GO): nucleosome assembly
Cellular component (GO): nucleosome
Molecular function (GO): protein heterodimerization activity; structural constituent of chromatin; DNA binding
Source: RefSeq, a predicted model, not a curated record